AUGGCUCUGAGGGCCUCAUGGACGGAAAAUGGGGGACAGUCAAGUCAGGUCAGGAUUGGAGAGGAUGGAGGAGCCUCGUUCUCGGCCGUCUUGGCUCUUCUUUUCCCAUCAUCGCUGCUGCUGCACCCAACGCGGGUUCCAGCUGGCGGGCUCUCCAAUGCUCGAACCAGGGCUCACGCGCACGCCGCCACGCCAGCGGCCAGUCGAAUCACCUUCGACAUCCCUCGGUCUUAUGUCCCCAGUGACUUUCGGCCCAUCGAUCUUGACCCAUAUCUACUAUCUGAUUUCUACGACUCUGCGUCGUCCUCCUUCAUCCUCCCGCCCCCAUCAUGA
This is a messenger RNA of Cyclocybe aegerita, 333 nucleotides long. Lineage: Eukaryota; Fungi; Basidiomycota; Agaricomycetes; Agaricales; Hemipholiotaceae. The record is from the annotation of a GenBank genome assembly.